Drosophila nasuta is the source of this 1178-nucleotide messenger RNA. It is a transcript of the gene Phyhd1, whose product is annotated as Phytanoyl-CoA dioxygenase domain containing 1. The record is from RefSeq and is a predicted model, not a curated record. Lineage: Eukaryota; Metazoa; Arthropoda; Insecta; Diptera; Drosophilidae.
AACAGUUUCGAAUCACCCGUGAAACAGAGCAAAUCGUGGACAGUCGACGGAUCUACGCGUUGAUUGAAAGUGUUUAAAACUUGGAGAGGAAAAAAAAACACUACAAAAAACAUUUGCUGAUUUAUUGAAAAAGAAGUGAUACGAAACGAAAUCAAAAUGCACAACAAAAUAUUGGACGAGUUCAACGAGAAUGGCUACCUUGUAAUAGAAGACUUUUUAACUCCCGAAGAGGUAGACACUCUAUAUCAGGCAGGACGCACUCUCUGCUUGGAUGCGCCCCAGUCGAAUCGAAAAAUAUUUAGUACUCUCAAAGCAGAAGAUGCUCACAGUAAAGAGCUGUACUUCAUGGAAUCUGGCGACAAGGUUCGCUACUUCUUCGAGCAGGGAGCAGUCGGUGAUGAGGGUGAGUUGAUCGUGGAUCCGAUGAUUGCACUUAAUAAAGUGGGACACGCACUGCAUGUGGAGCAUCCAACUUUCAAUGCCGAGAGAGAGAUUUGCUGGCAGUUAAACUAUAAUCGCCCUGCUGUAUGCCAGAGCAUGUAUAUUUACAAGAAUUCAGGCAUUGGCGGUGAGGUGACACCGCAUCAGGACUCUUGGUUCCUUCACACAGAGCCCAACUCCGCGGUGGGAUUCUGGUUUGCGCUCGAAGACUGUACGCUUCAGAAUGGCUGCCUACAGUUCAUAAAGGGCUCUCACAAGAGUGGGGUACAUCGACGUUACCUCCGCAAUCCCGACAAGGAUGCCAGCGAGCUGAUGAUAUACGAUCGCGCGGCGCCUAUUUAUCCGAAGUCCAGCUUUACACCUCUACAAGUCAGUAAAGGCACAUGCAUAGUUAUCCAUGGCAAUGUGGUGCACAAAAGCGAGCCAAAUCGCUCACAGAAGAGUCGCCAUGCUUAUACCUUCCACGUAAUAGAGACUGAGAAUAAUGUCAAGUAUUCGGAGGGCAACUGGUUACAAGCGCCACAAGAUAAGCCCUUCCCUUUGCUGUUCGAACGCAAGGCUUAGAAAUUAACGGAAUCGGCUCGAGAUUGUAAUCUUGUUACUACUGUUUUCGGUAUUUUUGCCUAUAAGAUUUGAGUGCUUCAUUUGUCAAUGAAAAUGAGACCGCCAUAUGUUUUAAGUUCAUGUACAUGUCGAAUUUUAUAAAAUUAUAAUAAAUAAAGUUGUAAAUUAAUGAA